AUGACUGCCGUUUUAAGAAAGUUACUACCUUUAGCAUCACCGAUUCCUAAAAAAGAUGAUCACGAUAAUAUUAGUAGUGACGACAGUAAUAGUUUUCAAAUUGAUUAUUCAUUCGCUAACGAGUAUAAAGGUCCUCUUAUUGCUAAUCUCCCACGAGCUGAUCCUGUCGAAAUCGACCAGAUUCCGACAGCUCUUCCCGUUUCCUUCUCUUCCUUGUCUCCUGCUGUGUCUUACCCUGUGGUCCAACCACUCGUUAAGGUCACCAAGAAGAAGAAUAAGAAGAACGGUUCGGUUGAGUCUGUAGCUUGUCCUAGUGUGGUCUUAAAGCCGCAUCAUGUGGUUUCUGGCUCGUCAUCAUCAUCAUCAUCAUCUGGUGAAGUAAGAGAGGUAUCAUUAGAAGAAGGAAAUGAAAACCGUGUGAGAUUCCUUGUACCAAGUGAAGAUAGUGAAGAUGAUGAGAGCUCUUACUUUUACGAUGGGGAGAGUGUAGCAGCUCCAACGCCUAGAGCUGAGAGGAAAGGUAAAAAAGGGUCGUGCUACCGAUGUCUGAUGGGGAACAGGUUCACUGAGAAGGAAGUCUGUAUUGUUUGCCACGCCAAGUAUUGUUGCAGCUGUGUGAGGAGAGCCAUGGGUGCUAUGCCUGAAGGAAGAAAGUGUGUGACUUGUAUUGGUCUAAGUAUUGAUGAGUCCAAGAGAGGGAGUCUUGGGAAGGGUUCAAGAAUGCUGAAGCGUGUUCUCACUGAUUCAGAGCUUAAACAAGUCAUGAGUGAUGAGAUCUCUUGCAGGGCGAAUCAGAUGCCUUCGCGGCUUAUCGCUGUUAAUGGGAAGCCUUUGAGUGAAGAUGAGCUUUUCAUGUUGCAGAAUUGUCCAAAUCCACCUAAGAAGCUUAAACCUGGAGACUAUUGGUAUGAUAAGGUUGCUGGAUAUUGGGGAAAGGUAGGAGAGAGACCUUGCAAGAUUAUAAGUCCUGAUAUGAACAUAGGAGGUAGUCAGAUCAAGAAGGAAGCAAGCAAUGGUGACACUGAGAUUUGCAUUAAUAACCGGGAAAUAACCAAGACUGAGCUCAUGAUGCUCAAGAUGGUGGGGGUGCAGUGUGAAGGAAAGCCUCAUUUUUGGGUCAAUGCAGAUGGAAGUUAUCAAGAAGAAGGUCAGAACCGUGUCAUGGGGAACAUUUGGAAUAAGAAAAGAGCUAGGAUUGCUUGUGCUCUGUUCUCUCUACCAAUUCCUCCGGCUUCAUCUGCAGUUGAACCAAAUGUUGAGCCCAUAUCUAAUAAGAAAGUGCUUAGCAAGCUUCUUCUGGUUGGUAACGACACAUGUGGAGCCACUACUAUUUACAAACAAGCAAAGUCUCUCUAUGGAACCCCAUUCUCUGAAGACGAGCGUGAAAGAAUCAAAUUCAUAAUCCAAACAAAUCUAUAUUCUUAUCUGGCAGUGGUUCUUGAGGCACACAAAAGAUUUGAAGAUGAGAUAAACAAUAACCAGUCCUUGGACCAAACAGGAGAUGAGAUCACUGCAACUGUUAGCUCAAUCAACCCGAGACUAAAGCAUUUUUCAGAUUGGCUUCUGAAAGAGAAGGAAGAUGGAAACCUCAAGAUAUUCCCAGCAUCAAGCCGAGAGAAUGCACAAACCGUUGCAGAUCUAUGGAGAGUACCAGCCAUUCAAAACACUUACAAGCAACUUCGUGAUACACUUCCUAGAAACGCUGUUUAUUUUCUUGAACGAAUUCUUGAGGUCUCGAGAUCAGAGUACGAACCUUCUGAUAUGGACAUAUUGCAAGCGGAAGGAAUCUCUUCUAUGGAAGGGCUUUCUUGUGUGGAGUUCUCAUUCCCCUCAACCACUCAAGAUGUCUCUCUUGAUACCGAUGAUCAACAUGAUCCAAACAUGAAGUACCAACUCAUCCGGUUAAAUCCAAGAAGGCUUGGAGAAAACUGGAAAUGGCUGGAGAUGUUUGAAGAUGCUGACUUGGUGAUAUUCUGCGUCUCUCUAACAGAUUAUGGAGAGUACAUACAAGAUAAUGAUGGGGUUUUUGUGAACAAGAUGAUAGCAAACAAGCAACUCUUCGAGAGAAUGGUGACUAACCCGAGCCUAGCUAACAAAAGGUUCCUUCUAGUUCUAACAAAAUUUGAUCUCUUGGAAGAGAAAAUCGAGGAGGUUCCUCUAAGAACAUGUGAGUGGUUCAAAGACUUCAACCCGUUGAUCAGCCAGAACCAGACGAGCAGACAUAACCCUCCGAUGGCUCAGCGUGCUUUCCAUUACAUUGCAUAUCAGUUCAAGAGACUGUAUGAAUCAAUUGUUGGACCCUUCUCGAUGCGUGGAAGAACGUUUAAGCCAAAGCUGUUCGUUUCUCAUGUGAGCUUGGAGAGUGAUACUGUGGACAAUGCACUGAUGUAUGCGAGAGAGAUUCUCAAGUGGCAUGUUGAAGAAACGUCUAUGAACCAAGAAACGUCCACUACUAGCAUGGAUGCUAGCUUAUCUACUUGA
This is a messenger RNA of Eruca vesicaria subsp. sativa (arugula), 2481 nucleotides long. Lineage: Eukaryota; Viridiplantae; Streptophyta; Magnoliopsida; Brassicales; Brassicaceae. The record is from the annotation of a GenBank genome assembly.